AUGUCGGCAGUCGCUCGAGUCCCUUCGGAUGUCAACAGAUGCAGAGGUCAGUGCUACGACUACCCCACCUGCCCGGAUGUUGUGAAAGGCAAGUCCUGCUGAGCGUGUUCUGGAAUGGGGAUGGAGGAGGUUGCCUACGUGACCUGCACCUACAGGGAGACAUGCAUCGACCAACCUGAUUUCCUGGCCACCAUCGAUCUCAACCCCAGAUCUCCGUACUAUUGCCAGGUGAUCCACCGCCUGCCCAUGCCCAACCUCAAAGACGAGCUGCAUUCCUCGGGGUGGAGCACUGGCUGCACCUGCUUUGACAGUGUCACCACGAAAAGGACCAAGCUGAUUCUUCCCUGUCUGAUUUCUUCCCGCAUUUACGUGGUGGAUGUGGGCUCACAGUGCCGGGCUCCCAAGCUGUGUAAGAUGAUCGAGCCAGUGGAUGUCUUCUGGAAGUGCAACAAGGGAUACCUCAAUGUACCUCGCAGCCUGCCUAACGGCGACAUUCUGAUUGCCAACACGGGAGAUCCGUCUGGCAAUGGGAAAGGUGGAUUUAUUGUGCUGGAUGGAGAGACCUUUGAGCUGAAGGGGAACUGGGAAAACGAGUGUGAGGCCCCCCCGACUGGGUACGACUUCUGGUACCAGCCGCGCCACAAUGUGCUGAUCAGCUCUGCCGGAGCAGUCCCAAAACGUGCAGGGCGUGGAUUUUGUCCCAACGACUUGAAGAAAGGUGAGGGAAUACGGAUGCAAUGCAAGCGCGUGUACGGCGGCCCGUGCAAACUGCAGCUCAGCCUGGAUGGCAAGAGGCUGUACGUCACCAACUCCUUCUACAGCACGUGGGACAAGCAGUUCUACCCGAACAUGGUCAGGGAAGGCUCUGUCAUGCUGCAGAUUGAUGUGGACACUGAGAAGGGAGGCCUGACCGUGAACAAGAACUUCCUGGUGGACUUUGGAAAGGAACCCAACGGGCCUUGCCUUGCCCAUGCCAUCCACUUCCCCUGUGGGGAUGCCACCUCCGAUAUCUUGGCCUAG
Charadrius vociferus (killdeer) is the source of this 1020-nucleotide messenger RNA. RefSeq names its product selenium-binding protein 1-like. The transcript has 8 exons. The record is from RefSeq and is a predicted model, not a curated record. NCBI's taxonomy places the organism in Eukaryota, Metazoa, Chordata, Aves, Charadriiformes, Charadriidae. Gene Ontology annotation, molecular function: selenium binding.